Molecule: messenger RNA, 1194 nt
Organism: Indicator indicator
Lineage: Eukaryota; Metazoa; Chordata; Aves; Piciformes; Indicatoridae
Gene: RRM2
Product: ribonucleotide reductase regulatory subunit M2
Exons: 10
Coding region: 1-1194 (397 amino acids)
Biological process (GO): deoxyribonucleotide biosynthetic process
Cellular component (GO): cytosol
Molecular function (GO): ribonucleoside-diphosphate reductase activity, thioredoxin disulfide as acceptor
Source: RefSeq, a predicted model, not a curated record
AUGCUGCCCGCCCGCUCCCCGCUCGCCGCCCGCCACGACCAGCCCCGCCUGGCCCCCGCCAAGCGCUUGUCGCCGGGGAAGAGCCUGUCGCCCAUGAAGGCCCUGGCGCUGAGCGAGAAGGAGAACACGCCCCCUGUGCUCAGCAGUGCCCGCGUCCUGGCCAGCAAGGCUGCCCGCAAGAUCUUCCAGGAGAGCGACGAGAAGCCGGUGCCGCGGGGUGAGGAAGAGGAGGAGCCGCUGCUGCGGGACAACCCCCGGCGCUUCGUCGUCUUCCCCAUCCAGUACCACGACAUCUGGCAGAUGUACAAGAAGGCUGAGGCCUCCUUCUGGACGGCAGAGGAGGUGGACCUUUCCAAAGACAUCCAGCACUGGGAGGCCCUGAAGCCUGAGGAGAAGUAUUUCAUCUCCCAUGUCCUGGCCUUCUUUGCUGCCAGUGAUGGCAUCGUCAAUGAGAACCUGGUGGAGAGGUUCAGCCAGGAGGUGCAGGUGACUGAGGCUCGCUGCUUCUACGGCUUCCAAAUCGCCAUGGAGAACAUCCACUCAGAGAUGUACAGCCUGCUGAUCGACACCUACAUCAAAGACCCCUCUGAGAGGGAGUUUCUGUUCAACGCCAUUGAGACGCUGCCCUGUGUGAAGAAGAAGGCUGACUGGGCCCUGUGCUGGAUUGGGGACAGGAGAGCCACCUAUGGAGAACGUGUGGUGGCCUUUGCAGCAGUGGAAGGAAUCUUCUUCUCUGGCUCUUUUGCAUCCAUAUUUUGGCUGAAGAAGAGAGGGCUGAUGCCUGGCCUCACCUUUUCCAAUGAGCUCAUCAGCAGAGACGAGGGCCUGCACUGUGACUUUGCCUGCCUGAUGUUCAAGCACUUGCUCCACAAGCCCUCGGAGGAGAGGGUGAAGGAGAUCAUCACAAAUGCUGUCCUCAUCGAGCAGGAGUUCCUGACCGAGGCCCUGCCUGUGAAGCUGAUCGGCAUGAACUGCAGCCUGAUGAAGCAGUACAUCGAGUUCGUGGCUGACAGGCUGAUGCUGGAGCUGGGCUUCAGCAAGAUCUACAGAGCAGAGAACCCCUUUGACUUCAUGGAGAACAUCUCCCUGGAGGGCAAGACCAACUUCUUUGAGAAGAGAGUGGGGGAGUACCAGCGGAUGGGAGUCAUGGCAAAGCCCACAGACAACUCCUUCACCCUGGAUGCAGACUUCUAA